UGCAAUGGCUUUGCGGUUCACAAUAACUCGAGCAGCAGUUGCCAUAGCGUUGCUGUUGGUGCAGCUCGGUCUCCCGGUCCGAUCAAAACCCGUGGCCACCGAUCCAUACAACUGUUUGGAUGGAGACUCAGAGAUUAAAUGCUGCCCGACAUCAAAUCCUAAGAAAAUCGUCGACUUCCAACUACCACAGCAAUCUUCGCCGCUUCGCGUCCGCCGGCCGGCUCAUUUGCUUACCACGGAACAGUUUCAGAAGUAUGAGAAAGCCACCGCACUUAUGCGUGCGUUGCCGGCUAAUCAUCCCUGGAAUUUUAUCCAGCAAUCGAAUGUUCACUGCGCUUACUGCUCCGGCGGCCACCGCCAGCUCGGUUUAAAUAUCACGCUCGAGAUUCAUGGCUCCUGGCAUUUUUUCACAUGGCACCGAGCCUACCUCUACUUCUACGAACGAAUUCUAGGAAAACUCAUCAACGACAAUUCCUUCGCCCUUCCAUUUUGGAACUGGGAUAACCCUUCCAGCAUGAGCAUCCCAAACAUCUAUCGACGCAACACUUCUUCCCUCUUCAAUCCAACUCGUUACCCCAUAGCCCUCAACUUCACUGAUCUUGGCGGCUGUGAAGGAGAUGGCACACCAGACUCUGUUUCCAAGCAAAAAAAAUGCAAUCUUCAGCUCAUGCAUAACCAAUUCAUUGCCGGAUUCAGCUCCAGUUUGCUCUUCUUUGGCAGCCCAUACCGGGCUGGAGACCAGCCCUUCCCUGGUGGUGGGUCCAUUGAAGGCUCUCCGCAUAGCCCUGUUCAUGCCUUCACCGGAUCAGACAUGUCACUCAUAGUUAGAGCAGCUCUUGAUCCCAUCUUUUUUGCUCACCAUGGCAACGUAGACAGAUUAUGGACAAUAUGGGAGAAAAUUCCAGGCAACGGAAGCAAGGUUUUUAAUGACACUGACUUCCUCGAUGCUUCUUUUCUGUUUUGGGAUGAGAACAUGCAGCUUGUACGCAUAUUUGUGCGGGAUGUUCUUGACACACAGAAGCUUGGUUACGUGUAUGAAGAUGUUCCAUUGCAGUGGUUAAAUAUAAAGACGGUUGUGGAAGAGAGGGGGAACAAUGAUGCAUUUGUGGCUAUGGAUGAGAGGGAUGGAGAAGGUGAUGUGAUGUUUCCAUUAUUAGUGAGUUCUCAGGUGGGGAUUAAGAUUAAGAGAAAGGUUGGGGCAGGGGAAGAGAUACUUGUUGUGAAUGAUAUUAAGUUGGAUGGGAGGGAUCAUGUUUGGUUUAAGGUUUAUGUUGGUAGGGUGGAUGGUGGAAGAGUUGAGGUCGGGUGUUUUUACCAUUUGGAGAGGAGGGCAAAAGAAAGUAUUCCUAUGGUAACAAAGAAACAAUUUGGGAUAACACAAUUCAUACAGGAAAUUGGUGCGGUUAGUGAUGAAUGGGUGGUGGUUAGUUUGGUGCCUAAAGUUGGAGGAGAUAAAGUGACUGUUGGAGGAGUUUUAACUGAAUAA
Messenger RNA from Phalaenopsis equestris, 1486 nucleotides. Its product is annotated as polyphenol oxidase, chloroplastic-like. Gene Ontology annotation, molecular function: catechol oxidase activity. The record is from RefSeq and is a predicted model, not a curated record. Bases 5 to 1486 code for a protein of 493 amino acids. The transcript has 2 exons. NCBI's taxonomy places the organism in Eukaryota, Viridiplantae, Streptophyta, Magnoliopsida, Asparagales, Orchidaceae.